Messenger RNA from Drosophila mojavensis, 2126 nucleotides. RefSeq lists its product as uncharacterized. The record is from RefSeq and is a predicted model, not a curated record. Lineage: Eukaryota; Metazoa; Arthropoda; Insecta; Diptera; Drosophilidae. The transcript is spliced from 2 exons. Bases 291 to 1652 code for a protein of 453 amino acids.
AUAGGGGAGCACUGAUCAUUUACUUAUCAGCCGGCAGAAGUUUAGUGUUGGAAAUUUAUUAAUAUACUUGGAUUAAUCAGGCACGUACGCACAUGCCAAUAAAUUUCAUGCAAAUCACUGUGCGAAAUGAAACUUGAGGCGAAUUCCUACUUUGAAUAGAAUGAACAAGAAUUUUUCAAUUUUAACCAAGUGCUGCAAGUGUCGAUAAAACUUGUUGCGGCCCGUGAAGCAGGUACAUUUUUGUGCGAUAGAGCAACACUGAAAGUUGUUUGUCAUAAAUAGCUGUAAUAAUGCGAAAGUAUCAACAAUUGGCGCUCUUGCUAAUAUCCUGCUUCAGUGUGGGUGUGCUCAUGAUGUACAAGAGCGAAAACAAUCGCUUAAAAUAUGUGCUAAGGUAUGUCAACUUCUUUGGCCGCAACGAUGCGGCCGUGCUGCGUCGCAUACAGAACAGCACAACGGCCGAGGAUGAGGAGCGCCAAUCCAAAUGGGUGUUCACUAAGCCGCUGCCCGUUUGGCAGGUGAUUGGAGACUCCUUUUAUGCCUACUCGGCAUACUGGAAACAAAAGGAGCUGGUCGUUGGAGGCGAAGCUCACGUCAUUGUUGUUGGCAAGAAGGGAGCCGUUGUGGACUUUCGGUGCAGCUUCGACGUGGGCGGCCGCAGUGUUCAGGGCAAAUUUCGCUUUCAACGCGAUGCAGCGGAGGGCGUGGUCGAUGACAAGGCCAGCACCUUCACCAAUUACAAUUUUUUUUGUCAAGUCAGCCGCAAUUUCGGACAGCCAAAAUACGUUUCCUUUAGCGAUGCGACGUCUCCGAUCAAGAGGCAAGUGAAGCUGCAUCUUCGGCACUUGAAGCCGGCAAAGACAGCUGCCAAGGCAACAACAACAACAGCAGCAGCAGUACCAGCUGGAGCGACCCUUACUGAAGUGCCUGUUCGCUUUCCUGCAACAAUUUGUGUUGAUUUGGUUAGCUUUGAUGUGGGUUCGCGAUUCGCGCGCAAUGUGGAUGCCAUGGUGCAAUUCUUCCUCUUCCACCAGGCGCUGGGUGUCCAGCACUUUCUAGUGUACAACUACGAUGAACUGCCGGAGCAAGUUGUACGCCUUUUGGAGCGCACCAAAAUGCAUCUGUAUAGCUUGCCCUUCAACUUCCCAUUUCUGCAAACAAAUGGCACAGCUGCUCGAAUUCGUCAGCUGCUGCAGACGGAUUGCCUGCUACGCAAUGUGAACUAUGCUAGCUUCACGAUGCUGCUCGCUCCGAACGAACUGGUAUAUCCAAAUGCACGCUUUGCGGGCAACUUGGGCAAGAGCUCGCUGCAGCGGCAACUGCGCGCCUAUGAAAGCGAAACAGUUCGCUUUGAGCUGUCCAGCUUUGCCGUCUGCUUUGAUGAGCGCAAGAAGCUGCUCAUAGACAACGUGCAAUACGAUCCAGAAUUGAGGUCCAAGGUGCUCCUGUAUCGCCUGGAGUUGCCGGCAGCGCAGCUCCUGCUGCCCACAGCGAAGGGCGUGGAGCUGCCACUGUCCAGUGGCUUUGCGCAUCGCUAUGUAGAGUGCCAACAGGUGGGCGCGGAUGGGCUACACGAUUGGCGCACUGGCGUGCGGGAGGAUCUGAUGGAGCACAUCACUCAGCUGCGCAGUGAAGUCGAUUUACUCAUUUAGAUGCUAAGUCUAGAGUUAAUUAAGCUAGUUAGGUUAAGCUAAAAGUAUUGACUCAAUUCGACUGCCAUAAUGCCAAAAAGCUUUAGCUAUGACGUUUUUUCACUCAACUUCAAAUUUUGUAUAGUAAUAGACAAUUUUUAAAGAAAAACAAUUGGACAAUUAAUUGAAUUGGCUGCUGCAAAGGAAGAGUUAGCGAAAAUGUCUAAAUGGAUACUAUUCAAUUAAAGUAGGCAGCCAAUAAGAAAAUUGAUUUAAUGAAAUUGGAGUAUUGUGUAAUAUCGAAAAUUUUCUGUCGCUUCGACUUUAUUACUAUUUAAGCCUUCGCUAGGUCUAUUAAUUGACUAUUGAAAAAUUCACUGAAUUUUAUAUACAUAAGUAUUUGUCAAACAUAAAAAAUUAAUUUCGAUUCAAUUUCAAUUGUCUAUGCCUCUUCCAAUUGUAAGACGAGCAAUAAAACAUAAACAAUUAGCUCAU